AUGAGGUCAGAAGCCUUGCUGCUAUAUUUCACACUGCUACACUUUGCUGGGGCUGGUUUCCCAGAAGAUUCUGAGCCAAUCAGUAUUUCGCAUGGCAACUAUACAAAACAGUAUCCGGUGUUCGUGGGGCACAAGCCAGGACGGAACGCCACACAAAGGCACAGGCUGGACAUCCAGCUGAUCAUGAUAAUGAACAGAACCCUCUACAUUGCUGCUAGGGACCAUAUUUAUACUGUUGAUAUGGACACAUCACAUACAGAAGAAAUUUAUUUUAGCAAAAAACUGACAUGGAAAUCUAGACAGGCUGAUGUAGACACAUGCAGAAUGAAGGGAAAACAUAAGGAUGAGUGUCAUAAUUUUAUUAAAGUCCUCCUGAAACGAAAUGAUGAUACCUUGUUUAUCUGUGGAACAAAUGCCUUCAACCCUUCUUGCAGGAACUAUAAGAUGGAGACACUGGAGUUCCUAGGAGAUGAGUUCAGUGGAAUGGCCAGGUGCCCCUAUGAUGCAAAACAUGCCAAUGUUGCACUGUUCGCAGAGGGAAAGCUGUAUUCUGCCACAGUGACUGACUUCCUUGCAAUAGAUGCAGUCAUUUACCGGAGCCUUGGAGACAGCCCAACCCUGCGGACAGUCAAACAUGACUCAAAAUGGUUAAAAGAGCCAUACUUUGUCCAAGCGGUAGAUUAUGGCGACUACAUCUACUUCUUCUUUCGGGAAAUAGCAGUGGAGUACAACAGUAUGGGAAAGGUAGUUUUCCCAAGAGUGGCUCAGGUUUGCAAGAAUGACAUGGGAGGAUCUCAGAGAGUUCUGGAAAAACAGUGGACUUCCUUUCUCAAGGCUCGCCUGAACUGCUCAGUUCCUGGCGAUUCACACUUCUACUUUAACAUACUGCAGGCUGUUACGGAUGUUAUCCAUAUCAAUGGCCAUGAUAUUGUCUUGGCAACCUUCUCCACCCCUUAUAACAGCAUCCCUGGCUCUGCAGUCUGUGCCUAUGACAUGCUUGACAUUGCCAAUGUAUUUACUGGGAGAUUCAAAGAACAAAAGUCUCCAGAUUCUACGUGGACACCAGUUCCUGAUGAGCGAGUGCCCAAACCCAGGCCAGGUUGCUGUGCUGGCUCUGUAUCAUUAGAAAAGUACAUAACCUCCAAUGAGUUCCCAGACGAUACUCUAAAUUUCAUCAAAACGCAUCCUCUCAUGGACGAGGCUGUUCCUUCAAUUGUCAGCAGGCCCUGGUUCCUGAGGACGAUGGUCAGAUACCGUCUGACCAAAAUUGCAGUAGACACUGCUGCUGGGCCACAUCAGAAUCACACGGUGGUUUUCCUGGGAUCAGAGAAGGGAAUCAUAUUGAAGUUCUUGGCCCGGACAGGAAACAGCGGUUUCCUAAAUGAUAGCCUUUUCCUGGAGGAGAUGAAUGUUUACAAUCCCGAAAAGUGCAGCUAUGAUGGGGUAGAAGACAAGAGGAUUAUGGGAAUGCAGCUUGACAAACAUAGCAGUUCUCUCUAUGUAGCAUUCUCUACCUGUGUGAUAAAGAUUCCCCUGGGACGAUGUGAGCGUCAUGGCAAGUGCAAAAAGGCCUGCAUAGCCUCCAGAGACCCAUACUGUGGCUGGGUGAAGGAAGGUGGGGUAUGCACACAGCUGCUACCUGGUGUAAAAUUGGCAUUUGAGCAGGACAUAGAGCAUGGCAAUACAGAUGGCCUGGGUGACUGCCAAAAUUCCUUUGUAGCACUGAAUGCCAUUUCAACUCCUUCACCAGCUCAUGAAAUAUCUUACAACACAGUGUAUGGCCACUCCCGUUCACUAGUUCCAAGCACCACCACUUCUGACUCUCCAGCUCAAGAGGGUUAUGAUACUAGGGGACGUAUGCUGGAUUGGAAGGAUCCGGUUGGCUCAUCUGAAAACACAGAUCCAUAUGCGGCAGUGUCAUCCCAUAAUCACCAAGACAAGAAGGGAGUGAUUCGUGAGAGCUAUCUCAAAGGCCAUGAUCAGCUGGUGCCGGUCACCCUCCUGGCCAUUGCAGUUAUUCUUGCUUUUGUCAUGGGGGCUGUCUUCUCGGGAAUCAUAGUUUACUGCAUCUGUGACCAUCGCCGCAGAGACGUGGCCGUUGUCCAGAGGAAGGAGAAGGAGCUGGCCCACUCCCGCCGCGGCUCCAUGAGUAGUGUUACCAAGCUCAGCGGUCUCUUUGGAGACACACAGUCCAAGGAGCCAAAACCAGAAGCUAUCCUCACACCUUUGAUGCACAAUGGCAAACUCGCUACCCCAGGCAGCACUGCCAAAAUGUUAAUCAAAGCUGACCAGCACCAUCUGGACUUGGCUGCUCUGCCAACCCCUGAGUCCACCCCAACCCUGCAACAGAAGAGGAAGCCUAGCCGUGGCAGCAGGGAAUGGGAAAGAAACCAGAACCUUAUCAACGCCUGCACAAAAGAUAUCCCCGCAAUGUCAUCGCCUGUGAUUCCAACUGACCUGCCUCUCAGGGCUUCUCCCAGCCACAUCCCAAGUGUUGUAGUCUUGCCAAUCUCUCAGCAAGGCUAUCAGCAUGAGUAUGUUGAUCAGCCAAAAAUGAGUGACAUGGCACAGAUGGCCAUGGAGGACCAGAAUGCCACGCUCGAGUACAAAACCAUAAAGGAGCAUCUCAGCAGCAAAAGUCCCAACCAUGGGGUUAAUCUGGUGGAAAAUCUGGAUAGCAUGCCACCAAAAGUACCCCAGCGGGAAGCCUCGUUGGGUCCUCCUGGCUCCUCUCUGGCUCAGAGUGGUCUGGGCAAGCGAUUAGAAAUGCAUUCCUCUGCUUAUAAUGUGGACUACAAGAGAAACUACCCUACGAACUCACUCACGAGAAAUCAUCAGACAUCAACUCUCAAAAGAAACAAUACUAACUCCUCUAAUUCCUCCCACCUCUCUCGAAAUCAGAGCUUCGGCAGGGGAGACAACCCUCCGCCUGCCCCCCAGAGAGUGGACUCCAUACAAGUCCAUGCUGCUCAGGCACAGGCUGUGACUGUCUCUAGGCAGCCUAGUCUCACCGCAUACAACUCGCUGACAAGGCCCGGGUUGAAACGUACACCUUCCCUAAAACCAGAUGUACCCCCCAAACCUUCCUUUACUCCACUUUCAACAUCCAUGAAGCCCAAUGAUGCGUGUACAUAA
Molecule: messenger RNA, 3135 nt
Organism: Emys orbicularis (European pond turtle)
Lineage: Eukaryota; Metazoa; Chordata; Testudines; Emydidae
Gene: SEMA6A
Product: semaphorin 6A
Exons: 19
Coding region: 1-3135 (1044 amino acids)
Biological process (GO): positive regulation of neuron migration; semaphorin-plexin signaling pathway; negative regulation of axon extension involved in axon guidance
Cellular component (GO): plasma membrane
Molecular function (GO): chemorepellent activity; semaphorin receptor binding
Source: RefSeq, a predicted model, not a curated record